Messenger RNA from Protopterus annectens (West African lungfish), 8468 nucleotides. RefSeq names its product insulin degrading enzyme (gene IDE). Gene Ontology annotation, cellular component: peroxisomal matrix; cytosol; mitochondrion. Gene Ontology annotation, molecular function: metal ion binding; metalloendopeptidase activity. Gene Ontology annotation, biological process: peptide catabolic process. The transcript is spliced from 26 exons. The record is from RefSeq and is a predicted model, not a curated record. Lineage: Eukaryota; Metazoa; Chordata; Ceratodontiformes; Protopteridae. Bases 444 to 3521 code for a protein of 1025 amino acids.
UGAGGCGAUAACGCUACCACAGCACCACCACCGCAGUUUCUUCGAUAUGCAGCUGCAAUGCUGCGUCGAAUUCAGGAUAACAUGUUUUUAAAUAUAAGUAAUUAGUUACUAUUCAUCAAUACACCAGUUUCACCAUGCUAAACCAGCGUUGUUUAUGCAAAAAUAUUUACUUUCCAAACAGAAAUUUCCCAUUUCAUAACUCUCCAACAUGAUCUAUCUCAUUUCCACAACCUUCCUCAACUACCACUAUGCCGAUUUUAACCGGUGCAUUUAAGUGACGUUGUACAAACCAGGAACCGUCGCUCAGUCCCUGUAAUUUCUUGAAGAGCAACAUGGCGGUUUAAUACUGAGUAAGCUGUCUAUGGUUACGGUUUAUAAACCUGCUAGCAGUUACAAAGUUGAUGUGAAAAGGGUUAAAGUUACUAAGCCCUAAUGCAGAGUAGAUGGUUUUGAAGUUAAUGAAAGCCGUAACUCCUCUGCCAGACUCAUUAUAUUGGAUCAUUAAAAAAUUACCGUACAGCAGAAUGAGUAGUCCAAUCAUGAAGAGAGUAGUAAAUGAAAUAGUUAAAUCUCCUGAGGAUAAGAGGGAAUAUCGUGGAUUAGCGUUUACUAAUGGCAUCAAAGCAUUACUUAUCAGUGAUCCUACGACUGACAAGUCAUCAGCAGCAUUGGAUGUUCACAUAGGUUCAUUGUCUGAUCCACCAAAAAUCGCAGGACUUGCUCAUUUUUGUGAACACAUGUUGUUUCUUGGAACAAAAAAGUACCCAAAAGAGAAUGAAUAUAAUCAGUUCCUCAAUGAGCAUGCAGGGAGUUCUAAUGCAUUCACCAGUGGAGAGCAUACAAACUACUACUUUGACGUAUCUCAUGAACAUUUGGAGGGUGCUCUGGACCGGUUUUCCCAAUUUUUCUUGUGUCCGCUCUUUGAUGAAAGCUGUAAGGACAGGGAAGUUAAUGCUGUUGACUCUGAACAUGAGAAGAAUGUGAUGAAUGAUGCAUGGAGAUUGUUUCAGCUGGAAAAAGCAACAGGAAGUCCUAGUCAUCCUUUCAGUAAAUUUGGAACAGGAAACAAGCUUACAUUGGAAACCAGGCCUUCUAAAGAGGGUGUAGACAUCAGAGAAGAAUUAUUGAAAUUUCAUUCAACAUAUUAUUCCUCAAACUUAAUGGCUGUUUGUAUUCUUGGAAGAGAAUCUCUAGAUGAAUUGAUGGAGUUGGUGGUUAAACUGUUUGCGGAAGUAGAAAAUAAAAAUGUUCCCAUUCCUGAAUUUCCUGAUAAUCCUUUCCAGGAAGAGCACCUCAGGCAAAUGUAUAAAGUGGUUCCUGUAAAAGAUAUUAGAAACCUUUAUGUGACAUUUCCCAUACCAGAUCUUCAAAAAUAUUAUAAAUCAAAUCCUGGUCAUUACCUUGGUCAUCUUAUUGGACAUGAAGGACCUGGAAGUUUGCUUUCUGAGCUAAAAUCUAAAGGUUGGGUAAAUACUUUAGUUGGAGGACAGAAGGAAGGAGCCAAAGGCUUUAUGUUUUUUAUCAUAAAUGUGGACCUGACUGAAGAAGGACUUUUACAUGUUGAAGAUAUAAUUUUCCACAUGUUCCAGUACAUCCAGAAGUUAAGAACAGAAGGACCUCAGGAGUGGGUUUUCCAAGAAUGCAAGGAUCUAAAUGCAAUGGCUUUUAGGUUUAAAGACAAAGAGCGGCCAAGAGGCUACACAUCAAAAUUGGCUGGUUUAUUACAUUAUUAUCCACUAGAAGAGGUACUUGCAGCUGAAUAUUUGCUGGAAGAAUUUAGGCCUGACUUGAUAGAAAUGGUAUUGCAUAACCUUAGACCACAGAAUGUACGUGUGGCUGUAGUUUCUAAAUCAUUUGAAGGACAGACAGACAAAACUGAAGAGUGGUAUGGAACCCAUUACAAGCAGGAAGCUAUACCUGAUGAAAUCAUCCAGAAAUGGAUAAAUGCUGAUUUGAAUGGAAAGUUUAAACUGCCAAUGAAGAAUGAGUUUAUUCCCACUAACUUUGAAAUUUUUACACUGGAAAAGGACGCAGCACAGUAUCCAUCUCUUAUCAAGGACACAGCCAUGAGUAAAGUGUGGUUUAAACAGGAUGACAAAUUCUUCUUGCCAAAAGCAUGUCUUAAUUUUGAGUUUUUCAGUCGCUACCUUUAUGUUGACCCUCUUCAUUGCAACAUGACCUACCUGUUUAUGAGACUUUUGAAGGAUGAUUUAAAAGAGUAUACAUAUGCAGCCCGUCUUUCAGGUUUGGUCUAUGGCAUAGCAUCAGGAAUGAAUGCAAUCCUUCUGUCCGUGAAAGGUUAUAAUGACAAGCAGCAUAUCCUUUUGAAGAAGAUUGUUGAAAAAAUGGCCACCUUUGAGAUUGAUGAAAAGCGAUUUGAAAUUAUUAAAGAAGCGUAUAUGCGUUCCUUGAAUAACUUUCGAGCAGAGCAACCUCACCAGCAUGCUAUGUAUUACCUUCGACUACUAAUGACAGAAGUGGCAUGGACCAAGGAUGAACUGAAGGAUGCUCUUGAUGAUGUCACUCUUCCUCGCCUUAAAGCAUUUAUACCUCAGUUGUUGUCACGGUUGCAUAUAGAAGCUCUUCUCCAUGGCAAUAUAACAAAACAGGUUGCACUGGGCAUUGUACAGAUGGUAGAGGAUACCCUUAUUGAACAUCUUCACACCAAGCCCCUUCUUCCUAGUCAGUUAGUCAGAUACCGAGAAGUACAGCUACCAGACAGAGGAUGGUUUGUCUAUCAACAACGAAAUGAAGUUCACAAUAACUGUGGGAUUGAAAUUUAUUAUCAGACAGAUAUGCAGAAGACUUCUGAAAAUAUGCUUCUAGAACUUUUUUGUCAGAUAGUUUCAGAGCCUUGCUUCAACACUCUACGCACAAAGGAGCAGUUAGGAUAUAUCGUGUUUAGUGGUCCCCGAAGAGCUAAUGGUGUACAAGGAUUAAGAUUUAUUAUUCAAUCCGAGAAGCCCCCUCAUUAUUUGGAGAGUAGAGUUGAAGCUUUCUUGAAAAUGAUGGGAAAAAACAUAGAAGACAUGUCAGAUGAUGCAUUUCAAAAACAUAUCCAAGCUUUAGCAGUUCGUCGGUUGGACAAGCCAAAGAAGUUAUCUGCUGAAUGUGCAAAGUACUGGGGCGAGAUAAUUUCACAACAGUACAACUUUGAUAGAGACAAUAUUGAAGUGGCGUACUUGAAGACAUUAACAAAGGAAGACAUCAUGCAGUUUUUCAGAGUAAGUUGGACACGAUGUCUGUAUAAUAAAAGGAGCUUUGAAUGCACUAUUGCCAAACUGGAUUUGUUAGCACUGGAUUCUCCUAGGAGGCACAAGAUAUCAGUGCAUGUUUUAGCCAAAGAAAUGGAAUCUUGUCCAGUUGUUGGUGAAUUUCCAAGUCAGAAUGAUGUAAAUCUAGCACCAGCACCUUCUUUGUCUCAGCCCGAUGUGAUUCAAGACAUGACAGAAUUCAAGCGAAGUCUACCACUGUUCCCACUACCUAAGCCUCAUCUCAAUUUCAUGGCUGCAAAACUCUGAAGAGACCAGAUUGCUUAGUGAACAAGAACAAUCAACUGCAACUGAAAUGAUUUGUGUGUUGGGGUUUAAGGAAUGCUUGUGUUUAUGGAACUUGAAAUUAUACUGGAAGCUAAUGCAACAUAUUUCAUUGUCUGUGUCCCUGAUUAGUUUGAUUUUUUUUGAGGCAAUCAGUGCAUUUUCUACAAUGGUCAUACUACACACUGGGAUGAAGAGCAACCUCGCAUCAUGUAUAUCUGACCAAAGUAGUCAUACAAAAAUUUACAACUAGAAAACUGUUUUACUAUUUUAAAUUUGCACCACAAAAUCUGACUUGGCAUGGGUAUUCACAUUUUUUAGUUAAAAAUUUUUGGCAAACAGUUUUAAUCAGGAUUUAAGAAUGUUGUUAACACAUUGGGUAGAAACCGAUAUUGUCAUUAGUCUGGUUCCUGCAGGUGUCUAGAAAUCUAAAGAAAGAAUAAGAGCCUGGUAGCCAAAAAAAUUACCUUUGUUUUUUUGCAGUAGAUCCCCCUCAUGCUAAAGCCAUUUCUGUGAUGCAUCAGUCAGGGAAAAGUAAUGAAGGCACAGGGUAGUGCCAUGUGUACCUCAGGCAAGUUAACAGGUAGCCUUUUUUGAAUUACAGUAUUUGGAAAAUACAAUGUUGCACAAAGCUCUCAGAUUCUUUCACUUUGCUUUUUUGUAUGACGAACUGCAAGUGCAGAAAACACGCUUGCCACAGCAGUGUGUUAAAGCAGUUUGAGUUUGAAUUCCAGAUUUGACCUUUGAUCCUGUGCGCUAUCACAGUUGCUAUUUUUUUUUAAUUAUUUGGUUGUAGACUAAUGAUACCAUUGAAAUGUUGCAUUGUAUUCUUAAAUUCUUUGAUCAUUUGUUAGCCUCCCCUAUUGACUUAUCUCACCCUUCUGUUUCAGUUGCUUUUAUGAACACUAGUAGCAAUUUACCAUCUAUCUCAAACACUCAGUAUGACCUUUCCAGACAACAGCUAGUAUUCAGCAGCAUGGGUACUGUUAUCAUUUAGAUGUGUAACGCAUUUGCAUUAUGUCAGUGAAUGGUAGUAGCUACUGUCCACUCUCAAAGUAUUACUGAAUAUAAUAAUGAGCAUGACAGAGAGAAGUUUAAACAGCAUGAAGUAUAUUGUAUGAAAACAGCCGUGCAGAGAUUCAAAAAGGUUAUAUAAUGGAAGCUAGUCAGACAGCUGGAGCUACUGCUUAUGACUUAUUUUGAGUGUUAUACAGUGGAUAUUUAUUAGGAAGUAAUACACAAGUUAUAGAGGUAUGCACAGUUACCACUGCACUACCCUACAAUGGUUAUGGUACAAACCAGAAGGAAGGACACAUGUAAAGUGGUUUAAAGCCACUAGACUAUGAAGAAAUGUUUGGAAAGCAUAGAUGAUGUGUGGUUGGUAGAAUUGUUUUAUGUUAGUAUGUAGAUCAUUACAUAAUCCUUUGGCAUUGUCUUGCGUGUACAGCUUUAUGAAGAUAAUCAGGUAGAAGCAUUUACUCCUCAUUAACAUCCAUAGUGUGUCUUAAAUUGUCAGGAAAAACCAGGUGGUACUUUUUAUAUUCAAAACUUGUGCUUCUCCAUACACACAUCUGUGUAUUUUACUAUUUUGUAGGAGUUGUAGGUACAACUCUCAGUAGACAAUUUCACUCAUUAGAGAUUUAGAGAUGGAAAGCAUUACCAGUAACAGUUAGCGUACAAGGUAAUUCAUUAGUAUUAUUCCAGAACAAGUUUUAUUCAGGACACUAGGGUAUUUCCCAGGUCAUUUCUGUAAAUACUUUCCAUUUGUGUGUUGCAAGCAUUUUAUUUGGUUUGCCAUCAUGCAUAAUGUUUCUGAGGAGAUGCUAGAUUGUUUAAAUACUCUGGUUCUUUGAAUGUAUAUUUUAAUGUCUUCUCAUAAUUUAAUUCAGUAUGUUCAGAAUAUGCAUAUUGGUCAUGGAGUUUCCAAACUGAAUUUGCUUUGUCAAGAUAAAUAUAUUUAAAAGGUUUGUGUGACAUUAUUCUGUGAGCAAACAUAGAACAUGCCUUGUGUAUCAAAUUAUCCACAGCUGAACUAGUGAAGUGAUCAGCUUUCCUAUAGGAGAUCCAAUAUUUCCAGGAACACAUUUGAAAAAAAUGUUAUUGAACCAGUUUAAGCUCAUGCAUUUUAGCUGUGUGUUUUUAAAUAUUUUGCAUGUUAACAUACAGACUUUCACAGUGUGUAGUUCCAUUUUGUUCAAUUAAACAACUUUACCAUAGUGAAUGACAUUUUUACAUCAAGAGCAGACAGGAUAGAAAAAUUUCUGGUGAGAGAUGUGAUCCUGUCUGACUUCAAAGUGUGAACAGAAUGGAAAGAGAUGGCUAAGUAUUGAAAUGUAAGUGUAUGAAAAUACAUAUUGAAAUGUCUUCCCACAAUGUUGUGAUGAUUGGAGUUUUAUGUUAGAUUCAUUAUAUUGUGUAUUGUAAUUUAUUGACAGAUAUAUCAGCAGUAUAGCUUAAAACUACAGGGAACUGAAUAUUUUUAUGCAUCACAGAACUUUCUAUCUUUUUACAAAACUUAUCAUUUUAGUUUGAUUAGUAAAAUGCUGGAAACAUUUGAGUGCCCUGUUUGACUAAUGGUUUUGUUAGAAGUUUUACAGUGCAUAUAAAUACUUCUCAGUGUAUCUUUGUAUUUUUUCUAACUUAUAAACACAAUCACUUUUUACUCUGAGACUUUGUUAGCUUAAAUCCUUUCUGCUUUCCAGGCUUAGUUUCUUAAAGCAAAGCUUUUUCAAGUACAGGUCAGAUUUAUUUUUAUGUGGUCUCAAUUCACUUAAAUUUGUUUUAACAGCGUUAACUCAUUGGGACACAGUAAUGAAUUAAGACAGAGUUUUGGAGGCUUAGAAAUUACAGUGUUAAUAUACAGUUAUGUAGCUGUUCCCCUUUCCUUUCUUGUCCCUUUUUUGUUCAGGGGAAGCAUGUAUUUAUUAUGAAUAAUCAUGCCUGGUUUAAUCAACAGGCAUUUAUUCAAACAUGAAACAUCUAAAAUCUAGAAAGGUCACUAGUCAAACAGCGAAACUCCCAGUGCCACGAAAUACAACAUACAUUUUUUUGUAGGGGGCAAGCCACCCCAUGCAUCUUCCUGACAUGGAGGCAAGCUCCCACAUUCCUGAACUAUAUCUUUAUCUGUCGAGAUACAUAUAUGCAUGCAUACACGCUCGUGUGCACACACACAUUUACGCACACCAACUCAGAGAUUGCACAAACUCUGACAAGAUUGUGAAUGUGAGGUAAAAUACAUUUUCCUUCCCUCUCUUCUCAUAGUGUAGCUGCUAGAACAAGACACCAGAGAUCUUUUAGGUUCAGCACCUUGAGCACUGAUCAGCUGUCCAGUGUCAAACAUUAAGGCUUUUGGCAGCAGUGUUUGUGUUCACCAGUGUUGCUGCAGCUGUAUGUGAUUUGAAAUGCAGUCUGUAACAAAUUUAAUGAUAUUUAGAACAUUGUGCAACUCCUUACUUAUGUCUUUGUCUUAAGUUGUGUAGUAGGAACAGUAAUUUUGCUGCAGGGAGUAAAAGAAACCAUGGCGUUAUAUAAGUCGACUGUUAUGAAACCCAAUUGUUGAAGUUUUGUAGCACAGUUACUUUUCCUGUUAGAUGUAAAUACCAAGAUCCUAACCCUGUAAAAAGGAAAAAAUACUGUAAUGCAGAAAGGAAGAAAAAGUGACCCAGUCAUGUAGAAUAAUUUAAGGAAUGAUGGAUUGACUGGGUGCUAGGAAGAUUUAUAUUCUUAAUGGCAGUGCGAUCUUUUUUUUUUGUGCAUCCUUCUCCAAAAAAAAAAAAAUUAGUGAUACAACUACAUUGAUCAGCAUUUAUUCUUAGCUAUGAAGGAAAUAGUACUUCAAAACCACUGUACUUAGAUGUAAUCCAUUUAAAUGUAAUGAAAGUUGCAUGUAGAAGCAUUGGGAGGAAAACAGAUAUCUUGGUUAGAAAUAGUGCGUGCUCAUCCAAGAUACUGACCAGAGACUGUUUAUGAAAAGCUAAAUGAUAGCCUGAAUGCUAGUUGAAAUUUAAGAUUAAGAACCCAGUUCCAAGUAAUGAAAUGUGAUAAUUGCAAAGUUCCAUUAUAAUAAUCAAUUUUAUAUAACUUUUUGUUUAAAAGCAACAAUGCAAGAGCAGUAUAUUCUGUGCUGUUACUUUGAUGUUUCUGAACCCCAUGAAGUUCUUAAAAUUUUUAAAAGUGAAAUCCCAUACCAUAUACUAAGAAUGCAUGCGUCUUGAUUUUUAAACAAGGUAGAAAACCUUGAAGUAAAAUAAUUGCUUUUAUGACUUUUGCCUUGCCAGUUUGUACAUGUGCGUGUUGAUACAGUGUGUAGUUUUCUACUUUGAAACUAUAAUUACUGUAACAAACUUUUGAGUGCCAUUUCUUACUAUUUAUUCACAUUGAAGCUGUAGCUUUGUUUUAUCUCAGAAAUAUUGUUUUCCAAUUUAUUGGGCAAAUAUGGCUCUAGGGAGCAUUUAAUUAAUUUAAAACCCCCUGGUCUGAUUUUAUUCUGCAUAAGUAGUCUUUUAUUUCUACUAUCGUAAUGCAGUAUAAAUUUGCUUUUGCCAUUUUCCGUACCAAGAAGGAUGUUCAUAUUAAGUAAAACGAAGUGCUAAUUAUGCCGGUAUAACAUUCUGAUAGGCAUUUCAGAUUGGUUUAUUUAUUUUUGUUAUUGCCAGGAAAAUAGCUGAUAUAUUGACUGAGACAAGUAGAAGUAUACAAAGUUUUUUCAGCAUACUGGUUUCUUUAAAUUUUUGAUGGUGACUGCAUACCAAACCCAUUAGUGCAACAGUCAUUCAUAUUGCAAAAUUUGAAAUGUCUUUCAGCAUUUUACUAAAGUUUUGAAGUCGGAGAUAUGAAUGUGUGUGUGUGACAACUCAGGCAAAUCAUGGAUUCUUUUGUACGAAUCCAAAGCUGCAACAUCCUUAAGCAAUAAAGCUUAAUAUUUAAACUGUG